UGUGAGAAGUUGUAAAUGCACUGGUUCCCUGGGUACAGUUAUCCAUCAAUGCGUUGUUUUGGAGUUUAUUGCAAAGUAUUGCCCGUAUUAACACGUUAACAUGAAGAGGAAAAACACGCCAUCAGCAGAAGAUCUGGAAAAUGAGAUGGAAGCAUUAAAGCCAUCUGAUAACAAGGAGGGAAGUGCAAAAAAACCCAAAGGAUCCAAAAAGAAAUCAAGUGGACCGGUUACAGGGGAUGGAGUUCUUUGCCCAAAUACACUCUCUAAAGGGGAUCUGUACAAAGCCCCUACUGUGGAGGAGCUCAACCAGCUGAAGGAGGCAGAAAGUCUGUUUCACUGCAGUCUGCUCAAAAUGCAGAUGGAGGAACUGCUCAAAGAGGUGGCGCUGAGUGAGCGCAGGAAGAAACAGAUGGAUUCCUUCAUACAGGAAAUCACUGAUCUUUUGGAAUCUGUGCCUGAGACUCCAGUAGUGGAGAUGUCAGACUUGUCUUGGUUAUCAGAGUCAGGAAUUGAUGUCCCGUUUAUCCUGGUUCCUGAGGAGACUAAGGGCAAGUUCCACAUGAAGCCGCCUGAAUCCGUGGAUCUGAUUGGGAGCUAUCCUUUGGGAACUUGCAUCAAACCAAGAGUUUCUGUUGAUCUGGCUGUCACAAUUCCUGCUGGCAUCCUGCACCCGAUGGACGCCAUAAACCAGAGGUACUCUCGAAAGCGAGCUCUGUAUCUGGCAGGACUGGCACAGCACCUUUCCACCUCGCCGUUAGUAGGCCCACUGCAUUAUUCAUGCCUCCACGGCAACCGGCUUCGCCCACUCCUGCUGGUUACACCUUCAGGUAAGGACAGCAACAGCAUCGUGGUGAGAAUUCACGCCCUCCCGCCACCAGACUUCCUCAAACCGAGCCGCUUCCAUCCUCAGAAGAACAACAUCCGGACUGCCUGGUUUACUGGCCAAGAUGCAAAACAAGACAGCAGUGAGCCUCCUACUCCUCAGUAUAACAGUACAGUAGUAGGGGAUCACCUCCCUCGCCCACACCUGCAGUUCCUCAGCGCACACUGUGAUCAAUGUCCUGCCUUUCGUGAUGGUGUGGCUCUGCUCAAAGUGUGGCUCAGACAAAGAGAUCUAGAUCAGGGUGCUGGAUGUUUUGGAGGAUUCUUGGCCUCCAUGCUGCUGGCUUAUCUGCUCUCUACACAUAAAGUGGGUAAAACCAUGAACGCCUACCAGCUGCUCAGAAAUGCACUCCACUUCUUAGCUUCCACAGACCUGACUGAGAACGGUAUUACCUUGGCUAAAAACCCAGAUUCAAAAGCACCUUCUCUGCCUGAGUUCCACACUGCUUUCCCAGUGGUGUUUGUGGAUCCCUCUGGCCACCUUAACAUGUGUGCAGACAUGACCGCUUGCACCUACAAACAGAUCCAGCAUGAGGCUGCUGUGUCCCUCCAGUUCUGGGAUGAUCCCACUCUUGAUGGCUUCCAGGCUCUACUUAUGACCCCUAAACCCAUGAUCAGGACUUACGACAAUGUCUAUCAAUUGAAUGAUUUGGUGAAAAUGCAAGCUUCCUGUAAGAAGCUCUGUCUCCUCAGCAGUCUCAUGGACCACAGUGGAAACUACAUUCUCACUGCACUUCCCUUCAUCUUGUCCCUUCUGCAGCGAGGACUCGAAGACAGGAUCCGUCUUCUGGCUCACUCGCUUCCUCCCGACCCUGAGUGGUCAGUGUAUAGUGAACCCCCCAUGCACAAAGACCAGCCGCCUGUGUCCAUCGGCCUGCUACUGAACUAUGAGCGUGCUCUCUCUGUUCUGGAGAGAGGACCUGCCGCAGACAGCCCUGAGGCGGCUGAGUUCCAGCAGCUCUGGGGUUCUCGUUCAGAGCUGAGGCGCUUUCAAGAUGGAGCCAUCACAGAGGCAGUGCUGUGGUCCGGAUCCUCCACCUGCCAGAGGAGACAUGUCCUCUUUGAGAUCAUCACCCAUCUGCUAGAACUUCACGCAGAUAUACCCGAGUCAUGUGUCCGGUUUGUGGGAGGACAAGUGGAUGAUGUCAUUAAAGUUGGAAAAGAGGAGUGCACUACCGGAGAAGAGGAGAGUCUGAAGGUGGUGCAGUGCUUCGAUGAUCUAAGCAGAAAGAUGUGGCAGCUGGAGGGUCUGCCUCUGUCCAUCACAUCAGUGCAGGGUGCCCACCCAGCUCUCAGAUACACACAGGUGUUUCCUCCUGUACCGGUAAAGCUGGCCUACUCAUUUUUUCAGAGGGAGAAGACGAUGGCUGCUUUGAUUCCAGACGGUUCCAAGCCUUGCUCUUAUUAUAUAACUCCUAUAAAAGUGAUCUGUCACAUGGAAGGAAGUGGAAAGUGGCCUAGUGACAGUGUGGCCAUUCGCCAUAUCAAAGCAGCGUUCCACAUCCGCCUCGGAGAGCUGCUCAAAAAAGCACAUGACUACACGUUCCGGGUUUCUCCUACACACCUGGAUGUGUGGAAGGAUGGACUGGCGUUCCGCAUCCAGGUAGCAUACCAUCGAGAGCCACAGGUGCUAAGAGAGAGUGUGACCGCGGAGGGCAUGCUGAUUCAGAGAGACAAUGCAGAAGCACAGGCACUGGAGCUCGAGACCCAGCACAAACCUUUCCUCACCAGCACCCUACAUGGUCUGCAGCAGCAGCAUCCGUGUUUCGGCGCAGUGUGUCGUCUGGCCAAACGCUGGCUGGGUGCGCAGCUCUUUAGUGGAGACAUAAUAGAGGAGGCAGCUGAUCUGCUGGUAGCCUCGCUCUUCCUACAGCCGGCUCCCUUCACUCCUCCGAGUUCUCCUCAGGUUGGUCUACUCCGUUUCCUUCACUUGCUCUCCACUUUCGACUGGAAGAAUAAUCCACUGUUGGUCAAUCUCAACGGCAAACUCACAGCUGCUGACUAUACCGAAAUCAAAAACCACUUCCAGGCAUCGAGGGAAUCCUUACCUGUGAUGUUUAUUGCUACGCCCAAUGAUAAAGUCUCCAUUUGGACCAAAGAGGGGCCUUCGGUUCAGAUGCUCCAGCGUGUUGUCCUGAUUGCAGCAGAAAGCCUGCGUGUACUGGAGGCUCAGCUUAUCAACCCCAGCCAAAAACAAGACAUCCGGGUGGCAUUUCGACCCCCACUGGAGGCCUAUGAUGUUCUGAUCCACCUCAGACCUCAACAGGUGCCUCUGCUCUCCAGAGCUGUGGAUCCUCCUAAGUCAAUUUCUCGUCGUGGCAUCCUGAAUGAGGACGUGUUAAGCUCAGGGGGGGCUUUCCCUGUCGUGGACUUUGAUCCUGUGAAACUAUAUCUGUCGGAGCUCAGGGAUGCAUUUGGGGACCUGGCGCUAUUUUUCUGUGACCCGUAUGGAGGAACUGUGAUUGCAGUCCUGUGGAAGCCCAAAGCUUUUCAGCCUCGACUGUUUAAGACUUCUCUGAUGAACGCCAGACGAGUGGACAUGACUGAAGACAAGGUCACUACUGUUCCUAACAUAGAGGCCAUUGUGCAGGAUUUCCAUAUCAUGGGUGAGGACCUGGUCGAAAAGGUAGAACUAAGGACUGAAAAAUGGGUUGUCUGACUGAAGAUUCUUCGUUCCUCAAGAUCAAGAUCAUGUGUGCUAUGGAUUUUUUUCUUUUUAAAGGCCAUUACAUUUUAUGUAUAUUUCAAAGUUCUUUUUUGAGCUGAAAUGAAGAGAUUAAGUGAA
This is a messenger RNA of Clarias gariepinus (North African catfish), 3667 nucleotides long. It is a transcript of the gene nol6, whose product is annotated as nucleolar protein 6 (RNA-associated). Gene Ontology annotation, cellular component: CURI complex; small-subunit processome; UTP-C complex. The transcript is spliced from 26 exons. NCBI's taxonomy places the organism in Eukaryota, Metazoa, Chordata, Actinopteri, Siluriformes, Clariidae. The record is from RefSeq and is a predicted model, not a curated record. Gene Ontology annotation, biological process: tRNA export from nucleus; rRNA processing. Bases 101 to 3541 code for a protein of 1146 amino acids.